AUGCCACCACGAAAGAAAAUCAAAAUUACCCCAAAGCCAAACCCAAACCCAACAUACUCAGGCCCCCAGCCCCGGCUUUAUGAGUGGAAUGGAGCAGACUUUAAGGACGGAAAGUUGAAGCCCAAGGACGAAGAGACGCAUACGCAGUACAAACACAAAGGGCGCGAGGUCCCGAAGUCUCGAAUCCAAAAACGGGCGCCGUUUUCAGGACCCCAACUGUUUGCUGAUUUGAACACCAGUUAUGUUCCGGCUGCCACGGCCACCACGGCCCCUAACCCACCAGCCCGGCCUGCGAAGCAAGCGUGGCCUGCGGGGGCAAGACCUAUAACAGAUAUCGCCAAAGUACCUCCUGGUUGGAACUACGACGAACCUGAUCUGGACCCCGAAGAUUGGGCUGCUCAAAUUACAAGAUGCAACGAGCGGAUUGUUGAGGCUAUCAUGCCUGAUAUAUUCAGGUGGAAGCUGAAAGAACUCACUCGGAGUCAAGAGUCGAGAAAAGAGAUGGUAAAAGAAGCCGGCGCCCAAGGAAUAACUGACAUCAACGUUUUGAAACGCCUGUGUACCCUUAAAAGAACUCUGAAAAACCUGCAAGGCGACAAAGACGAGUAUAAGCUCAUUAGCACAGUGAAGGCAAUUAUUACCGCCUACGAGAACAAAACAUUGGACUGGUAUGAUGGUCUUGUGACUUACUGGUCUCAUGGAACCCAGCUUUCACAACCGCGGACCUUCAUUGCAGAAGAACAUCAAGAGAUUGGGAAUCAUUACAAAGGAUAUGAGGGGUUUUGGGUAGAGGGGGUGUUCGGCCAUGGGCCUACAAAUACUCUAUUUUGCAAUCAUUUCGAGACACAGCAGAGUUCCAACCGCAAUUCAUUCUGUCACUAUAUGGACCUUCAUCUUCGAGUGCCGAAUGUACAAAUUGCUGGUCAUCCCAUCACUUUCAUUGACGAUACUGGAUCGGACAUGAUGGUCAUCUACGACGCAGACAAGCGUUUACUUGAACGUUUAGGAGGGAGGCGAUUACUAUGCCUGGGAAUGGCACAAGCUGCACAGGCUGAUGGUCAUUGGGCUGAUUUUCUGGUGGUCUCAGUCGAGGUUACCAUCUACUGUAAAAGCCCGGCCAGGAAUAACCAAGGUCACCUCAUCCGUGACCCGAACGGGGGCUACCAAUACGUAACGGAACGAAUGACCAGCUGGGACACUAUUCAAUGUUCUGUGAGACCUGGCGGUGCGGGUGUGGAUGACGUUCCCAGGCUGUUAGGACCCUGGUUGAGACACAAGCUAUACACCGCUUCAGCACCGGAUGGUCAAAACCUUAUGCAUGUUAUGGAUAACUAUUCUGGGUUUGGCAACCAUGUUCCAAAUGUCGACACCUCACUCGCCAUUCAACAAGGGCUUAUAGUGAAUAUGAACCAGGUGCCUGAUCCUUUUAUUCCACCACCACCCUACAGGUAG
Messenger RNA from Penicillium arizonense, 1452 nucleotides. RefSeq lists its product as uncharacterized. The coding region runs from base 1 to 1452 and encodes 483 amino acids. Lineage: Eukaryota; Fungi; Ascomycota; Eurotiomycetes; Eurotiales; Aspergillaceae. The record is from RefSeq and is a predicted model, not a curated record. The transcript is spliced from 5 exons.